Molecule: messenger RNA, 1450 nt
Organism: Monodelphis domestica (gray short-tailed opossum)
Lineage: Eukaryota; Metazoa; Chordata; Mammalia; Didelphimorphia; Didelphidae
Gene: SNRPF
Product: small nuclear ribonucleoprotein polypeptide F
Biological process (GO): mRNA splicing, via spliceosome; spliceosomal snRNP assembly
Cellular component (GO): pICln-Sm protein complex; U1 snRNP; catalytic step 2 spliceosome
Molecular function (GO): RNA binding
Source: RefSeq, a predicted model, not a curated record
GACGAACCUCUCCUCGGCUCCACCCCCCUCGCAUCAAUCACCGCCCACCUACUUCCAUCCAAUCCAGGAGAACGGAGGGGGAGCGCAGUGACAAGAGAGCCGGGGUGAGAGGUGAAAGUUCAUUCUCCCGGCCGGCAGCCAUUUCUCCGCUUUCCGUACGAUUGCCGGCGUGAGGGAGGCGGAGGCAGGAGCGGCGGCGGCUUGCUUCACGUCGGGGCUGGAGAAUCGGAGGCUGAAGGCCCACGGCGCUCUUCGGUGGUCACGAUGAGUUUACCCCUCAACCCCAAGCCAUUCCUGAAUGGACUGACAGGGAAGCCAGUGAUGGUGAAGCUUAAGUGGGGAAUGGAGUACAAAGGUUACCUGGUAUCUGUGGAUGGCUACAUGAACAUGCAACUUGCAAAUACAGAAGAAUACAUAGAUGGGGCAUUGUCUGGACACCUUGGCGAAGUUUUAAUAAGGUGCAAUAAUGUCCUUUACAUCAGAGGUGUUGAAGAAGAGGAAGAAGAUGGGGAAAUGAGAGAAUAGCAUCUUUUUGGGGGUGGGGAGGGCUUUUUUUUUUUUUUGUAUAUUUCUAGAAAAUAAAGAUGUGUUUGUUUUUCAGUUUGUAUUGGUCUUUAGAUCCAUAACUUGUUCUCCAUGAACUUUUGUGAGUUUAAGGUAUAUUCAUUUUUUUCAAAUUCAGAACAAAAACUCAAAACUUAGGCAACAGGUAAUUUUAGAGCUAAUGGUAAAAGAAAAACUGCCUUUUCUUAAAGAAGUAUUUAUAUAUUUUUCCAUGUUCAAAGAGGCAAAAAGGAUUGACUUAACCCCCUUUGGGGGAAUUUUUUGUAAAGGUGAAAUAAUAUUUUCAAUUUCAGGAAGAGGUUGUAAUUGUGCAGCUGCUUCUCUGCAAAUUCUGACUUUUGGAAGUGUUUCUUUUGUUCAUAUUUAAAAAUAGAUGCUUAUAAAAUUGCUUAAUUGUAAUAACCAGUCUAACCUAAAGUAUAUACACAUUCUAAUAGUUUGUGACCCAAAGGAGUAGAGUCAGGGCAUAUUCAGAAAACAGGAUGCUCCUGUUUAGACUUCUGUUCUCAAGGCCUUUAGUUUGCUUAGCUGAGGAAAUUAAAUGCAUCCUGAGGCUUGUUUCCUCAGAACCAAACACUUUUAUACACUUUAUAAUGGUUGUAAUCAAUAUAGAAGACCUCAAGUAAGCAAACCACUAGUCUUUUAGAAAAACCCAUGUAGUGGUACAAAUUACUUUCUCUGGUUUUUGUUUUUGUUUUUCUAAAUCCCCAUCCUCUAAUGCAAAUGUGUUAACAAUAAUUAAAAGGUUUUGGAAAGAUUUGGUUGUUGGAAUUUGGAGAUAUAAAUCUGAAUGACAUUCAUUCUUGAAAACAAAAAUUCUGUUCUAAAAGAAAACUUGAAAGUUAGCAAAAAAUAAAUAAUUUCUAGGCUUUUACCUGAAAAUUAA